CGGGGCGAGGGUUCCCGUGGGUGGAGGAGCCGGGAGGCGGGAGGCGGGAGGCGGGAGGCGCCGGGGCCGUUUAAGCGGCCUCCCUCCCGCCCCCAGCCACCCGGUCUGGCACUGGCCCUGUCCCGACCCCCGGCCUGGCCCGCUCGGGCCUUGCCCCGCCGAGCAGUCCGCCGGGCACGCGGGCGGCCUCCGGAGGAACCCAAGCCCAUGAGGGCCGCGCGCCCAGCCACCGGCGCAGACGAGACGGAGCUCCCGGCCCCCCAGGAGGAGCGGAGGUUCAAUGCGGUUCAAGAAUCGAUUCCAGAGGUUCAUGAACCAUCGGGCCCCGGCCAAUGGCCGCUACAAACCGACUUGUUACGAACAUGCUGCUAACUGCUACACACACGCCUUCCUCAUCGUGCCGGCCAUCGUGGGCAGCGCCCUGCUCCAUCGGCUGUCUGAUGACUGCUGGGAAAAGAUAACCGCCUGGAUUUACGGGAUGGGCCUCUGUGCCCUCUUCAUCGUUUCCACAGUAUUUCACAUUGUAUCAUGGAAAAAGAGCCACUUAAGGACAGUCGAACAUUGUUUUCACAUGUGUGAUAGAAUGGUUAUCUACUUCUUCAUUGCUGCUUCUUAUGCUCCAUGGUUAAAUCUCCGUGAACUUGGACCCCUGGCAUCUCAUAUGCGUUGGUUUAUCUGGCUCAUGGCAGCUGGAGGAACCAUUUAUGUAUUUCUCUACCAUGAAAAGUAUAAGGUGGUUGAGCUCUUUUUCUAUCUCACAAUGGGGUUUUCUCCAGCCUUGGUGGUGACAUCAAUGAAUAACACCGAUGGACUUCAUGAACUUGCCUGUGGGGGCUUGAUUUACUGCCUGGGAGUUGUAUUCUUCAAGAGUGAUGGCAUCAUUCCAUUCGCCCAUGCCAUCUGGCACCUGUUUGUGGCCACGGCAGCUGCAGUGCAUUACUACGCCAUUUGGAAAUAUCUUUACCGAAGUCCGAAAGACUUCAUGCGACAUUUAUGACCAAUCUGUACUAGGUCUCCAAACCAGUAUUAUUUCAUUUAUACUUGGGAGUGAGGUAGGAGCUGAGAAUUGCACAGAGAAAAAAAAAAAAGAAGACAACUGCACUGACUUUCUUUGUUCUUUGAAAUAUAAUUACUGUGAAAGUAUAAAAGCUGUGUUCUGGAAUGUUCCCCCUCACAGCAAGUAAAUAAGGUAGUAAGUUAAUUAUUCAUUCCAUUCCACUAUCAUGAAGGACUCUGGAUAGACUUGGCCAACUGAUGUUUACAAACCAGAAUUUUGUAUUUUAAUUUUACAGAUUUUACUACAUGAUUUUUCUAAAUUACUAGGUCAGGUUGCAAAAGUCAGUGCAAUAUCGAAGCUUCCUUUUUAAGACAAAAUUGUUUCUAUCACUUUCCCACUAGCUGUGUGAAUAAUCACGGACAGAAGUUACACUACUUUUACCAUGUUUCAUCUUGGCCUAAUAACAUGGUUAUUUUUUAAAUAGAAACUUUCAUUUUUUGUAAAUUUUUGAAGACUAUUUCAUUGAAGCGUAUCUCUGUAGCUCCUCAUUCACAUGAAUUUUUGCAGCAGGCUGUCAACAUUCCACAAAUCAACAAACAUUAUACCUCUUAGGACAGUUUUAUUAAGCAUGGAGAAAUUGCCAGUUUUUUAAAAAAAUGCAGUUUUCCAAACUUUCCUGCCAACUUCUGACUGAAUUCCAUGCUGCUUUGGGCCAUAUACCUGACCUAGUUGGGUUUACCACUGAUGGAAAAGUAUUUUGAUAUCAUUCACUUUUUCAAAAGAUUCAACUUUUCCUCUAUGCCUUUGCCACGUUUUCUUCAGGGUCCCUUUCAACAGCAGAUGAGUGUUCAUGUCUGUGUCAGGAUGGCAUUGCUGUGUUGGCCAUCCCCUGAAAACCCCCGAAGACCAUUACAAAUUACAGUGAUGAGUAGUAUUGCCUAUUUGGCGCCCGAUGGUUAAGUCAUUGUCACUUAGCUUUGUAUUACCAGUUUUGACAUUCAUUAUCAGUUGUGGACUUAGAUGCCUAAAUACUCAUUUCUACCUUUCCUCUGUAUCUCCCACUAUACUUUUUUAUUUUCCAUAGAAAAAUUAUUUAAAGCAUUGUUGGAGAGAGAGAAACUCAUGUCUGUUGUCCAUGGGUCACAUCCUUACUCAGUGGAGUGGUAUUUAAUAUAUUAUUUUUGGUUUUCCCUCAGUGUCUUAUAUUAAGAUUAACGUAUUAGUUGCUUUGUUGAUGAAUCUCCUGUUGGUGUUUUAAUACAUGAGAUAACCUUGCCUUUAGGUGCUGAUAUUGACUGUUUUCUAGCAAUGGGUUUGAUUUGACAAUAAUACGUAGGUUUACUCACUGAAAUUUUGUACUGAUGUGGCUUUAAAGUGGUUUGUUUUGUGCGUGUGUCUUUAGAACUCGCUGAUUUGGAUGAGUUGUAUGGGAAUGAGGAACAGAAGAACUGAUAUUUGCUGGUGAAUUCUUAAAUUAGGCAAGGUACCCAGUGAUAACACCAACGAGACCACCCCUCUCUGCAUGACUCUGAACAUCUGCAUGCCUGUUGUUUUAUUGUGUGUAUUUUAUUUUUAAUAUAUUAACUUUUGUGGAUUCAUUUAAAGUCCAUUUAAAAGUAACACUGUCAAAACCACUAAGAUGUAUGUAAAAACUUGUGCUGUACACUAGAAUAAAAUUGUUUCUUGGUUU
Manis pentadactyla (Chinese pangolin) is the source of this 2687-nucleotide messenger RNA. RefSeq names its product monocyte to macrophage differentiation associated (gene MMD). Gene Ontology annotation, cellular component: membrane. The transcript has 7 exons. Bases 281 to 997 code for a protein of 238 amino acids. NCBI's taxonomy places the organism in Eukaryota, Metazoa, Chordata, Mammalia, Pholidota, Manidae. The record is from RefSeq and is a predicted model, not a curated record. Gene Ontology annotation, molecular function: pore-forming activity.